UUUAUAUUCAACGAGAGUAAUUUACAACGAGUUAUUUAAAUUAUUACGAAAUGUUUUACAGUAUUCGGUUAUCGGAGAUACAUCAAAGUUAACGAUGAAAUAUCUCUUUUGUUUAUUGCGAGCAAAAUAACGCUAGGGAGACACGGUUAUCCUCGUAAACGGUGGUACCUCGCAGAUACACGAUUACAUGAGUGAACAAAGACAAUAAAAUAGAGGAAGAAAGAAAGUGAAGUUAUAGGACAGUAGAAGGAAUGCGUCGAAAUCAGCCAUAAUUCUCUCAGGCUGUUGAUUUAAACAGAAAUAGACAUAAAAUGUUUGAACCCACAGAACAGGGAAAGGAUCUGUGCAUUCAUACGGGAGUGGUAUUACGAAAUGCAAGUACAAGGGAAGAUGAAUUUCACAGUCUAGGCACGUUAAAUAUUGUUGAGUAUAGUUUUGGAAAAUGCAUAGAAUGGAAACCUAUAGAGGACUCUGUUGUGUUAGAAAAUCAAGAUCAAGAUCCAGAAUGGUCUCUGGUAGAUACUCAUGUCAGACAUACCCGUUCUUCGUCAGAAGGUCCAGAUUCCUUUGGGCGUACAAGGAUUGUUAGAAUUUUGUUCUCGGAUUUAAAUUCCUUUCGUGUAAAUCAUGGGGGGCAACAGCUUAUAUUUAUGCAAAAGGAUGGUACCACCUAUGUUGCCUUCUUUCAGCUGUCUAAUGCUGAAAGUUUUAUAAAUUCCUUGAGAGGAUUUAUUAAAUUUGUAAAAUCUCGAACAAAUAAAAAUUUGUACAUCGUAGUGGAUGAAGUUCAAUCGGUUUUGAGUAAAUCAUUUGCCGAAUUAGACAUAUUUCAAGAAAAUACAUCAGAUUAUGUAUGGAAAUUUGUAAAGAACUUACACAACCGUCCAUAUGAAACAACAUUGGAAGCAUUUAGUAAAUUUGCAGAUAUUUUGUUAUACAAGGAUCCAGUUAAACGCCCAGUUAAAGAAGCAGUUGCAGAUAUAUUAAACAAUUCUUUCUCAAUCGAUGUUCCUCCUCCACAAUUAUCUGUGGGUUCUGGUGAGGACUACGAAGUGAUCGGGGAACAUGAAUUGUGUAUAGAAUUACCUCCAAGACCAACUUGUUCAAGAGGUACUCCACUGUCGCAAGAACAGUGGAACAAAUAUAAGGACCGAGAGGGAAGAAUUUUAAAUCCUCAAGAAGUAAAAGAAGUUAUUUUUCGUGGGGGUAUUAUACCAUCUUUACGUUUCGAAGUAUGGAAAUUUCUAUUGAACUACUAUCCAUGGAAUUCUACUCAUAUCGAAAGAUUAGAACUUAAAAAAAAGAAGACUGAUGAAUACUUUAUGAUGAAAUUACAAUGGAGGUCUAUGACAUCUGUACAAGAAAAUAAUUUCUCUGAUUACCGGGAUCGAAAGAGUUUAAUAGAAAAGGACGUAAAUAGAACGGAUAGAACGCAUCCAUACUACUCGGGCGAUAACAAUCCACAUUUAGCACAAUUGUACGAUAUUCUAAUGACUUAUGUAAUGUACAAUUUUGAUUUGGGAUACGUUCAAGGUAUGAGCGAUCUUCUGAGUCCUAUCUUAUGCUUAGUGGAAAGCGAGGUUGAUGCGUUUUGGUGCUUCGUUGGAUUUAUGGACAAAGUGAGUACCAAUUUCGAAAUCGAUCAAGCUGGAAUGAAAGCCCAAUUGUGCCAAUUAUAUACUCUCUUGAAUGCCACAGAUCCACAAUUAGCACAUUACUUGAAUAAACAUGAUUCAGGAAAUAUGUUUUUCUGUUUUCGUUGGCUCCUGGUUUUAUUUAAAAGAGAGUUCAACACGAUCGACAUAAUGAAGUUAUGGGAAAUAUUGUGGACUGAUUUACCAUGCAAAAAUUUCCAUCUGCUUUUGUGCGUAGCCAUUUUAGAUACGGAAAGGAACGUGCUUAUGGAAAAUCGUUAUGGGCUCACAGAAAUAUUAAAGCAUAUAAAUGAUCUUUCACAUCAUAUCGAAUUACCUUGGACAUUAUCUAAAGCAGAGGGUAUUUAUUAUCAAUUAAUGUCCGUUGCGGAUCGAUUGCCCGACAAUGUUCGUGUAAUAAUUGGGCUAGAGCCGUUAAAUAAAACGUCAUUGGUUAGUGAUAUAGAAAAUGGUGAAGCUUCUGGUCAUAAUAUUGAAGUUGAUGAAGGUAGUGCUAAUCGAAGAAGAAAUAGUACAGAUAGUGGGAAUAUUAAGUUCGGAAGUGACGAAGUAUCGUUUGAACGUGGAUUACAUUUAUCGUACAUGUGAGAACAGAAUCGAUCGUUCAUCAUACUCUGAAGAACGUUGUGCACCAACGUGUUGUUCAUCACAGUCAAUUUUGUAAGAUUUGUUACUUUUGUAGUCACAACAUUUGUUUGUGCAGGAACAACAUUCGUAAUCACAGCCUUCAAAGUGAACGUAUAUACAUAGUUUGUUGAAACUAUAAAGCGAUGCUGUUCUGUAUCCCAACGAACUUUACCUUGCGCAAAUGACUUUGUAUUUUAUUUAUCAAAUCAUUUCGAUC
This is a messenger RNA of Eufriesea mexicana, 2499 nucleotides long. It is a transcript of the gene Tbc1d15-17, whose product is annotated as TBC1 domain family member 15/17. Bases 312 to 2243 code for a protein of 643 amino acids. The record is from RefSeq and is a predicted model, not a curated record. The transcript is spliced from 9 exons. Lineage: Eukaryota; Metazoa; Arthropoda; Insecta; Hymenoptera; Apidae. Gene Ontology annotation, molecular function: GTPase activator activity. Gene Ontology annotation, biological process: activation of GTPase activity.